Lecanosticta acicola is the source of this 871-nucleotide messenger RNA. The record is from the annotation of a GenBank genome assembly. NCBI's taxonomy places the organism in Eukaryota, Fungi, Ascomycota, Dothideomycetes, Mycosphaerellales, Mycosphaerellaceae.
AUGCAUACCAAUGCUGUCCGCCGCCGUACUGACACACACGCCCGCUUGCAGCAAGAGGUGCAACGCCUAUCCGCCCUCUACCAAUACCACAACGCUCCCGAAGUCGCCCCCGCGCAUGGCCUCGAGUACGACGACAACGUCUACCCCUCCUCCGACAAGUAUCCCGUCAUCCGCGAGCGUGAUGCCUACGAUAGUCCCAAAUAUGGCUUCGGCGGAGACAACAGGCCGCCGCGAAUCAUCUUCGGAAUGAAAGUCCGCACUUUUCUGCUCGUGGCAUCGGUCAUGGCCUUGAUCAUUGUGGGGGCUGCAGUAGGAGGUGCCGUGGGAGGCCGACAGUUGCGAGACCAGGCGCAAGGUUACAACAUGUUGUAAGAUUCCACACUGCCUCCCGGUCCCAUUCCUCACGCACGCACUGACUUCUCCCUGCAGUAUGAACCAGACAUCAUCCAACUCACCGACAGCAACCACUUCCGGAUCAGCUUCCUCAUCAACAUUUACAGCAGCCACACCGACCUACGAACCUCUCUCGGAUUGCCCUGAAUCCAACAACACCGCCUACACUUCCUCCUACGCUCUGAGAUCUUCAGCGACCAACGCAAAAACAACUUUCACCAAGUACUGCGAUCUCUCCAAUCCCUUGAUUCUCCAUGGCUCCGCAACGCUAGCCGAGGCCUUCGUCUACAGCUUCAGCGACUGCGUGGAGCUCUGCGCAGGCUACAACUACUUGCACAACGAUGGCAACUGCACCGCCGCCGUCUACCGGCCCACCGGGAGUCGACCGGCAAACUGCUGGGUGGGCAGUACUGGAUCCGUCACGGCCAGCUCGCUCAACUUCACCUCUGGCACGGACGUUGCGCUUCUGAGCGCUUAA